Molecule: messenger RNA, 4544 nt
Organism: Phyllostomus hastatus (greater spear-nosed bat)
Lineage: Eukaryota; Metazoa; Chordata; Mammalia; Chiroptera; Phyllostomidae
Gene: SLC2A10
Product: solute carrier family 2 member 10
Exons: 5
Coding region: 314-1939 (541 amino acids)
Biological process (GO): transmembrane transport
Cellular component (GO): membrane
Molecular function (GO): transmembrane transporter activity
Source: RefSeq, a predicted model, not a curated record
UCCUGAGGGGGGAGGUGGGUGGUUGGAGGGGGAACGCCUGUGUGUGCCCCCAACCGGGGUGGCAACGGGCAGCAGCCCGGGAGGACAGCGAGUGGGGCUCCCAGCCUGGCUCCGGCGCCCCUCUCUCACGCCUCCAGACACAGGGGGCCAGGGCCGGCCUACGUGGCAGCGGCGCUAGGGGCGGGCGGGCAGAAAGGGAGGGACGGAGGCGGGCCGGCCAGAAAGUUUGUCGGCGGCCACUGUGGGGACACCGGCCCGGGGAUGCGCUCCCCGCUCCUCAGCGCCAGCAGCACGCCUGGGUGUCCUGCUCGCCAUGGGCCAUCCACCCCCCCUCCUGCCCCUGUGUGCCUCUGUGUCCUUGCUGGGUGGCUUGACCUUUGGUUAUGAGCUGGCCAUCAUAUCGGGUGCGCUGCUGCCGCUGCAACUAGACUUCGGGCUAAGCUGCUUGGAGCAGGAGUUCCUGGUGGGCAGCCUGCUCCUGGGGGCUCUCCUCGCCUCCCUGGUAGGGGGCUUCCUCAUCGAUCGCUACGGCAGGAAACGCGCCAUCCUCGGGAGCAACGCGGUGCUGCUGGCAGGCAGCCUGAGCCUGGGCCUGGCUGGCUCCCUGGCCUGGCUGGUCCUGGGCCGCUCGGCGGCCGGCUUUGCCAUCUCCCUCUCCUCCAUGGCCUGCUGCAUCUACGUAUCAGAGCUGGUGGGGCCGAGGCAGCGGGGGGUGCUGGUGUCCCUCUACGAGGCAGGCAUUACCGUAGGCAUCCUGCUCUCCUACGCGCUCAACUACGCCCUGGCCAGUGUCCCCCGGGGGUGGCGGCAUAUGUUCGGCUGGGCCGCUGCCCCUGCGGUCCUGCAGUCCCUCAGCCUCCUCGUCCUCCCUGCUGGUACAGAUGAGGCCGAGGCUCACAGGGACCUCAUCCCCCUCCAGGGAGGCGAGGCCACCAAGCUGGGCCCGGGGAGGCCAAGAUACUCCUUUCUGGACCUCUUCAGGGAACGGGAUAACAUGCGAGGCCGGACCACCGUGGGGCUGGGGCUGGUGCUUUUCCAGCAGCUAACAGGGCAGCCCAACGUGCUGUGCUAUGCCUCCACCAUCUUUCACUCGGUCGGCUUCCGCGGGGGAUCCUCCGCAGUGCUGGCCUCAGUGGGGCUGGGCGCUGUCAAGGUGGCAGCUACCCUGACUGCCAUGGGGCUUGUGGACCGAGCGGGCCGCAGGGCCCUGCUACUAGCUGGCUGUGCCCUGAUGGCCCUGUCGGUCAGCGGCAUAGGCCUCGUCAGCUUUGCCGUGCCCAUGGACUCAGGCCCAAGUUGCCUGGCCAUGCCCAAUGCCACCGGGCUAGCAAACCUCCCUGGAGACGAGGACCAGCCAAUGGGAUUGUCUUCACAUCCACUGCCAAUCACCAGCAAGAACCAAGGGCAGCCAGUCUCAUCAACCUCCGAGAAAACCAGGCGCCACCCCAGAGCGGGGGACCCCACAACCCCUCCUGGGACAGCCCUAAGCUCCGCCUCCCAGGCACCGCCUCCUCCUGCCGCCGGGCGAGCCCUGAUGCACUGGACGGCGCUGGUCUGCAUGAUGCUCUUCGUGAGCGCCUUCUCCUUCGGAUUUGGACCAGUGACCUGGCUUGUCCUCAGCGAGAUCUACCCCGCGGAGAUCCGAGGGAGGGCCUUCGCCUUCUGUAACAGCUUCAACUGGGCCGCCAACCUCUUCAUCAGCCUCUCCUUCCUCGACCUCAUCGGCACCAUCGGCCUCUCCUGGACCUUCCUGCUGUACGGGCUGACCGCGGUCCUUGGUCUGGGCUUCAUCUACUUAUUUGUCCCUGAAACGAAAGGCCAGUCGCUGGCAGAGAUAGACCAGCAAUUCCAGAGGCGGCGGUUCGCCCUGAGCUUUGGCCACAGGCAGAGCACAGCUGGCAUCCAAUACAGCCGCAUGAAGGUCUCUGUGGCCUCCUGAGGAGUCCAUCUGCUGAGAAAACGCCGGAACCAUGGUUUUAGCAGACUGUCUCCAGCUCCCCGCUCGCCUGGGCCCCAGAGCUCAAGUCCUAGGUGGUCCUUUGAGACUGACUCCCGCUCCAGAGGAGGUCUUGUGUGCUAGGGUGGAAAGGACGAAAGUCUGAGAACCCAGAAGUCUUCAUGUUCAGUCUCAGGCGCUGAGGGUUUCUGAGGAGCUGCCGUCUUGCCUCGGUUUUUCCACUGACUCUGCACGUCUCUGCAGUACUUACAGUGAGAGCAUCCUAUCGCGUUUCCCCUGUUCCCUGGGCUUUCUCAAAGAAUUUCUGGGGCACCAGCCCUGGCAGGAAGUCCCUCCUGGUAUCACCCCUAAGUCCAGCUGAGGAUACCGUAUUCUCCGCUUUCUUUUCUCAUCUGGCUGGGACUUCUCAGUGAGGGGGAAGCCUGCUUUUUUGGCUUUUAGAGAUCAGUUUUGUUCACCCCCCUAAUUCUCUUCCCCAGAACAUUUGCCAUUCACCAGCAGCCCAGGCUGGUUGACAGGAGGCCUGGGUUCUAGUCCCGAUUCCACUGGUGACAUUGCUCUGUGACUUUGGGCCUCAGUUUUCCCCAUAUGUAGAGUGGGGCACCUGGACCAGGUUGUUCUUAAGAUCUCUUCUGACACUGGUGGAUUGGGAUUCUAAAUGCUGGUACUACAACAGAUAUUCAACACAGGCCCUGGUCUCAUGUCACACAUCGCCUCUCUGGGGGAUGGAGGUUUUAUCAGCGGAGAGGCCAAGAGCAGUCCAGAGCUGUGUGCGCUAAAGUCCAAGAGCACGGAACGAGCUGCCAGGAUGGUGCUGGUUGGGUUUUCGUGCAGAAAGAUGCUUUGGCGGCCGACAAACCUGGUUGUCAGUGCUGCUUGCACCUCUUGGCAGCUGCAGGCCUUGGGUGAGAAACAGCUCCCUCGAGCCCCAGGGUCUGCCCCUUCUGUCUGGUGGGGGAUCAUGCCCGCAGGGCUGUAUGUCACCCUGUCUCCCUGCAGGAAGGUCUUCAGCUGGUCCCAUUCAGCUAGUCAGGGAGUGGGGGGCCGUCUGUUCACCCCAGUACCCAGGCCCCCACCUUCGGGACGUUGUAAAGGGUUGUUCCCCAACAGGUGAGUCAGAUAGAGAUCGAACAGGUCGCUCAGCCCAGAGGCCACUGGCAGAGGAAGGGACUGGCAAGGAGUUCCUGGAUGCUGAGAAUGAAGAGCUAGUAGGCCCGGGUGCUGGCGUUGGGCGAGGCCUCGUCACCGUGCCUGCCCACCUGGGUGCUGAUGCAGCCCCCCAGGACUCUGGUCCCUCAACCCCUCCCCUCUCCUUUCUAGAAACCGAUGUUCCUUGACUUACGACAUGCUUACGUCCCAGUGAACCCAUUAUAAAGUCAAAAAUGCAUUCAAUACACCUCACCUACCAAACACCACAGCCUAGCCUAGCCUGCCUUAACCAUGCUCAGAACACUUGCACCAAUUAGCCUCCUGCUGGACACAGUCAUCUGACAAAACGAAUACACCUCGGAGUAUUGGCUGUUUACCCGCGCGAUGGAGUGGCGGGCUGGGAGCUGAGGCUCGCUGCCACUGUCCAGUGUCACGAGAGGGUAUCAUACGGCAUAUCACUGGCCCGGGAAAAGGUCAGAAUUCAAAGUACAGACGGGUAUUGCUUUCACACCACUGCAAAGUCAGAAAAUCACAAGUUGAACUGUUUUAAGUUGGGGCGUCUGUACUUCCCCUAGACCCAGUGGCAUGCCGGAGCCCGCUUGGACUGGCGUGUUAGAGCUGAUUGUUCAGUUUCCAGGAUCUUUGCAAGCUGGUUGUUAAACACGGCCAUUAAAAGAAAUUAAAUUCCUUAAACGUAUAAUGAAAUAAACUGUAUUAAAAACAAAGGAGGUACAUACUAAAAACUCAUCACUUCCUUAUUUUACCCCAAGUUUACUAUGACCUGUGCUCUCGAAGUUAUUUGUAUCUUUUGUAUCGUGGGAGGGACACAGGGGAGAGACUGAGCCCCAUUUCUUGCUGGCCCCGCCUUCAAUGACGGCCCAUCGGUCCCUUGAAACUGGCCGUGGGGAGUGCAUUCACACCACAGAGAUUAGGGAGCAUUACAAAUCCAGGCCCGGUUUAUCGUGUUGGUCUCACAGUCCUCAGAACACAAUGGCUACAAUGUUAAAUGUGACAAUUAAACUUAAAUCUGUGCCCAUUGUGUCUAAAGCCGCUGCCUUGGCAGUGGCACCAAGAACUGAGGAAAUGCUGCCCCAGGAUGGGAGCCGGUAUCCGGUCCAGCCAGCACGCUGCCCACGUCAGUGACGGCGGAGCGCCGACCUCCACCUUCGCUGUUUCCCUCCCGUCCGGCUCACUGGCGUGAGCAGAAAGUGCACCAGCAUCAGUCCGUCUGUCCGUCCAUCCGUGUGGGAGCCACAGCUGUGAGCGGCUUCCCGCUGAGCUUGUUGUCCACAGUUGUCCGUAGUCUGCUUUUGUUGGGCCAAGGCUCCCUGGCCGUCACAGCUGUUCGUGCGGACAGGAGUUUGGCAAAAAAUUAAUAAACAUUCUGUGAGAAUUCAUUGGUGGUAUGGAAUUUAUAAUAAAGAGUAUUUUCAGAAAA